UGAAAAAACACGCACACAGUAAAUUUACUCAAUUCCAAAACUCACUCAGUUAUAGCUGGUUUCUUGUACUCAUCUGGGGGUCAUUGUUCUCAGCUAGUUGGCUCGGCUGGCCGAGACACCGAAGAAUAUACUAGAGUAGACGUAAAAACGAUUCGUACGUUACGAGCACAGCAACGAAUAAACAAUUCGAGGUUGAGUUGAGAAAAUCAUUCGCAAUUUGCCUGUCAAACGCUACGGUUGAGUAUAUGUGCGAACGCUUUGUGAGCUUGUUUAAUUGAAGAGAUUAUAGUGAACAAAUGUAAAAAAGACAAAUUAAUAUUGCAAAUUAAGAUUGACAACAGCUUAGUCGAAAAGCGUUCAAAAAAUUCAGUGAUUACAUACAUUUAGUAGCAACGAACUUGCAACCCAACGUGCAACACCCAUCGUACAAAACUAGACUAAAUUAUUAGGCAAAAAAAAAAUACAAAAAAAAAUUUUAAAGACAACUUUUGAUUGCAUGCUAUGAAAACUUGAGCAUCCAUACAUAAGAGAUGAGCGGGAAAAAUAUAUAAACAUGUUGAAGUGAAACAGGAAAGUCAAUAACACAAAAACCAGUGUUCGUCUUUUGGCGGGAAAUUCUUCAAGAAGUAGACAGUUAAAUAAGUAAAAUAUAUCGAAAUAUGUUGAAACAUGUUCAAUUCAUGUUGUGAGGAUUUAAAAGAAAAAAGUGUGUAUCCAACAUUUUGGAAUAAAUUUGUUAAAUAUUAGAGAGAGAUUUUGUGAAAAUGGUUUGUGCAACACAGGAUUUGAACGCCAAUGAGCGUCAACAUCAGCAUCAGCCACAACACCAUCGUCAGCCUUUCCAGACACAUAUGGAAGAAACGUCGCAGCCUCAGCUAUUGAAAUCAAAUUCAAUGCCACUGCUGGAACCCCAAUUGACAAAAAUAGUUUUGUUAGAAAAGCCCAGUGGAAAUAUACAAGAGCAAUACACAGAAUGUUUAGGAACUCAUAAAUGUCUUCCGCCUACGAAGAGUCAACAGUUGAAGCAACAGCAUUCCGCUCUGGUCAAGCUUUUAGAAUCUGAACCGAUCACAAAGAAGCUAUUAGCCAAAAGCUCAGGGACGGAGAUAGGUGCUUCUAAUCUAAUAGUUAAGGGUCAAAUAGCCCAAACGCAAAAUCGAGGGCAACUCGAAUGCACAUAUUUGAAAGAGCAAAACCAACAAAAACAGCAACACGCCAUGCAUGAUGUGCCUGCAAUUCAAUGUAAAAGACUGAAGUCAACUGGGAAAAAUCUUCCUUUGCUAGUCGAAAAUCCUACUACCCCAAACCACGAGGUUAAAACUGAUACUUCAAUUAAUUUAAAAAAGACUACAGAUCACAUUUCUGAAAUAGGAGCACAAGAUUAUAUAGAUGAUAAUGAGGAUGGAAGUAGGACGAAAAAUAAUAAUUUCACAAUUGAUAGCCUCAAAAAAAAAGUUAGGGGAACUAUAGCAAAGACAGCUGCUUUUAAUCAAAUAACGGUUACACAAGAUGAAGCGGUAGAUUUCGGCAAAAAUAGUGACUGCUAUGAACAAUACCACUGCCCUUGGAAAAAAAUUCGUUUUGCCAGAGAAUGGAAGCAACGAGAACAGCUUCAAAAAGGAAAAGAACCAGAAUCAUUUAGCGCUGAACAUCAGACGCAGACAGUAGCGUCUGAAAAAAUAGCAACGAAUGAUGUGAAAACGGAAGGGGCCACCUCAAAGCUGAUAUUUGAUGAAGUAGUAGCAAGAUCUGAAUGUAUUUUGUCUGAACAUACGCAAAAGGAGAUCACUGUAAUUCUCCAGCAACAGCAACAGCAACAGCAACAGCAACAAUUUCAGCAAAAUCGACGAGACAGUUCCGAUAGCAAUUCUUCCCUCUUAAGCAAUUCAAGCAGUCAAUCAUCCACAUGUGUUAUACCUACUUUUUGCACUUGUACUCCGCAGCAGUUGAAGCAACAAGAAGACGAUAGUGGAAAUCCUUCAUCUUGUCAAUGUGGUGAUUCUAAUUUGCAGGACAACGAAUCGGGCUGUGACGAUGAACUGUGCGAGGUUCACUGCAGAUCACAAAAACAAACGCAAAGUGAACAAUCGACUAUGAAUGAUCUUUGUCAGAGAUUCGAUGAAAACUUAGAAACUUUCAUAAAAUUUUCCACUGAGGCUGGAACCGACAGCAGACCAAAUGACGAAUCAAUACAUUCAUGCUUGAAAAAUAUUUCAUGUCAUGACUCUGCAUUGGGAAAGACAGCCAGUGAUACGGCCAACCCUGAUGGAUUUUUCCGACGAUCCAUUCAACAAAAAAUUCAAUAUCGUCCAUGUACAAAAAAUCAGCAAUGCAGCAUUUUACGCAUAAAUCGUAAUCGUUGUCAGUAUUGUCGGCUGAAAAAAUGUAUUGCAGUUGGAAUGAGCCGUGAUGCGGUCCGAUUCGGUCGAGUACCAAAGCGUGAGAAAGCGCGAAUAUUAGCUGCCAUGCAGCAAAGCACACAAAAUCGUGGCCAACAACGCGCUCUUGCAGGGGAGCUGGAUGAUCAACCACGACUGAUAGCUGCUGUCCUACGCGCUCAUCUGGAAACUUGCGAGUUUACAAAAGAAAAAGUUGCUGCCAUGAGACAAAGGGCGAGAGAGUGUCCCUCUUAUUCAAUGCCAACGCUACUGGCUUGCCCGCUGAAUCCCGCUCCAGAGUUGCAGUCAGAGCAAGAGUUUUCUCAGCGCUUUGCUCAUGUAAUACGUGGCGUUAUCGACUUCGCCGGUAUGAUACCAGGUUUUCAACUCCUCACCCAGGAUGAUAAAUUCACUUUGCUCAAAGCCGGUCUAUUCGAUGCACUUUUUGUGCGUCUGAUUUGCAUGUUUGAUUCUUCUAUCAAUAGUAUAAUUUGCUUGAAUGGGCAGGUAAUGCGUCGCGAUGCAAUACAGAACGGUGCUAAUGCCCGAUUUUUGGUGGAUUCAACAUUCAAUUUCGCCGAACGCAUGAAUUCAAUGAAUUUGUCAGAUGCGGAAAUCGGGCUGUUUUGUGCAAUAGUUUUGAUAACGCCCGAUCGACCUGGACUACGCAACAUUGAAUUGAUCGAAAAGAUGUAUAGCCGAUUGAAGGGUUGCUUGCAAAAAGUCAUAAGCCAGAACCGCGCUGAUCAACCAGAUUUCAUGGCAAAAUUGUUAGAUACAAUGCCUGAUUUGCGAACAUUAAGCACUCUUCAUACUGAGAAACUAGUUGUAUUUCGUACGGAACAUAAAGAACUAUUACGCCAGCAGAUGUGGACAAUGGACGAUGAACAGCCAGCGAAUGUAAAGAGUCCUAUUAUUAACUGGGACGAUCCGCGUAUGGAUGCUGAGGCAAAGAGUCCUCUAGGUUCCGUGUCAAGUACCGAGUCGGCAGACUUAGAAUACACCACCUCAUCAAGCACGUCAACAUCCCACCAUCACUCUAAUCAACAAGGACCACAAACAUCUGCAUUAGCUUCGUCAGCACCAUUGUUGGCCGCAUCAUUAUCAGGUUCGUGUCCAUUGCGCAACAGAGCCAACUCCGGUUCGUCUGGUGAUUCUACCGCCGAAAUGGACAUUGUCGGUUCACAUGCACAUCUAACCCAGAAUGGGUUGACAAUCACUCCAAUUGUUCGCUCGCAUUCCCACCAGCAUUUGCAUCAUCACCUAACUUCUGGUACUACAAAUAGAUACCGAAAAUUAGACUCGCCCACCGACUCAGGUAUCGAGUCGGGCAAUGAAAAGAACGAUUGCGGCAUCAAAGCAGUAAGCUCAGGCGGAAGUUCUUCAUGUUCCAGUCCGCGUUCUAGUGUUGACGACGCCCUUGACUGCACAGAAACUGCAACAGCAAGUACAAGUCAAGUUACAAUAUCUGUUUCACCCAUACGUUCGCCUCAACCUAUCAAUCCGACGUCCACCUCUUCAUUAGCUGGCCCAGCUAAUACGCCAAAUGCACUAAAAAGACAAAUUGUGGACGAUAUGCCCGUGUUGAAACGAGUACUGCAAGCGCCUCCUCUCUACGAUACCAACUCACUGAUGGAUGAAGCGUAUAAACCACAUAAAAAAUUUCGAGCACUGCGACAUCGCGAAUUCGAAACGGCAGAUGCAGAUCCUAGUUCUACAUCCAAUGGCUCUAAUAGCAUCGUUAAAACCAACACAACAAGUAUGCAAACUAAUAUUUCGGUGCAAAGCUUGCAAGCAAUCUCACCUCCAUCUGCUCAAACCCCGAGUAAUGCUCCGAAUUCGGUUGUUGUUUCCAAAGCGACUGCACCACCAGCAUCAUCCCCGCUUUCUAAUAUCCCAUCAGAAAAUGCAGGAAGUUGUCAUCAGCAAAGUCAGUUGCAUAUACAUUUAACACGUCAAGCGACUACCAAUGUUUGCAACAACGGUAAUGACAACCAAAAUAACAACGGCGCCGUUCAGACACCACAACAAUCUACGUUGUCGAGCACUCAUUCAGUGUUGGCUAAAUCUUUGAUGGCUGAACCACGAAUGACUCCUGAACAAAUUAAGAGAUCUGAUAUAAUUCAGAAUUACAUUAUGCGUGAUCCAGGAUCAUCAUCAGGAGCUCUGAUUCCGAACACGCCAACACACCCCGGUAGCCGUAGUCCAGCACCAAUGCAGCAUUUAUCACCUUUAAAUCAGAAUUCCUACCACUAUAACUCGAGCGUUUCACCAUCCUCGAGUAGUUCUCCAGCUUGUUCAAGCACUAAUUGUGCUUCGCCCUCAACCACUACAAUUGCAUUGCCCUCACCACCACCCCCAAGCACAGUAGGCCCAACCGCUACAAGGUGGCACGGCCAUUCUGUUAUAACUACAACGAGUAUCAGCCACCGCCAGCAGUCUGUUUCGCCAAGCGGCAAUGGCUCAGCAUCAUCAUCCUCAUCAAAUGGAUGCCAAUAUUUCCAAUCUCCACACUCCACAUCUACUUCAAUAUCUCCUUCCCGACCAUCGCCGUCAGCAGUUCACUCCCCUCCACGCCUAUUGGAGUUACAAGUUGAUAUAGCCGACUCACAACAACCACUGAAUCUGUCGAAAAAGUCGCCAACACCGCCGCCGACUAAAUUGCAGGCAUUGGUUGCGGCUGCAACAGCAGCACAAAGAUAUUCUGCAGUCUCUGCUGAUGUCACUGUAACACCGACUAACGCCGAAGCCACUCAAAAUGUGACCAAUAGUACGCAACAACUGCAGGUCCACAAAGUCAUGCUAGAAGCGUAAGCUUAAAAUAUUUGAGUUAACGAAUAAGUUUAAUAACUAUAUAUGUAUGUAUGUAAGUUUUUAUGUGAAGAAUUCAAUGAAGCGCUUUCGUGCGUGCAUAAAAUAUUCGUUGAGAUUAAUGGCAGGAAAAAGUGAGUCGGAAAAUUAAAGACUCGGAUUAUACUACCAGUAGUAUCAACCCUGAUACAAAUGAAUAUCAAAGUAUGUAUGUAUGUAGGAGCACUAUGUAUUACAUAAAAGCGCAUGUGUGCGCAUAUGCAAAAGUAAUAAAAUUAGGUGAAGUUUUCACUAUAACAAAAAGAGCGAGACUGAAUAUUCAUAAAAAUAUGAAAAAAGAAAGAAAUAUAAAGUAAUGAUUCAAUGGGGCGGUGGUGUUACACGAAGUUUGACGUGAAUGAGAACACGACUUGUGGAACAACAUAACAAAUCAGUUAAGCAUAUAUAUUUUCCUUAAUACACUUAAAAUUAAUACAUAAAAAUUACUGUUAGGAUAUUAAUCUAUGUAACUUACGUAUUAAAACAAAUAAAAACAAAGUAUAAGUUUUGAAUGAGGACGGAGGAGGACCAAGAAGACGUUCGAUACCAAUUACAACAAUUUCAAUAAGAAAUGUAUGUAAAAUAACUUUAUAUGCAAACACAUGCGAGUAUAUGUAUACAUUUUGGAGAGGAUUGCAGUUGGCAUUGAUAUUAUUAUUAUUAUUGCUAAUGGUUAAUCGAAAUCCCAUCAAAUACCUAAUGUAUUUUUAAAGCACACAAAAACUGUACAAAAUGCAUGCAAUAUAGAUUAAAAAUAAUAUCCCUAAUAACAUGGGAAACAAAGAUUAUGCUGCAAUUCCUUUUAAAGCUUAUCUAUCUGUAGAUUGGAGGCAUAUAAUUUUAAAUGUAUGACAAUGAAAUAUUUUAAGGAUAAUUGGCACAACGAUAGGAUAUAAUUUGUAUAUACAUAUGUACAUAAGUGCACUCGUAUGCCAUUUUAUGUUUAUAUUCUGCAUAUACAUAGAUACAUACAUAUGUGUGCUUAUUACAGAAUGUCAAAACAUCAUCGUAGUGUGAAUAAUCCUCAAGAAUAAAGCAAUGAUCUGAAAACAAAAUCAACAUAACAACAUAACAGGCUAAACAGGCCGUUUUCUGAAGUACUUAACCUU
Molecule: messenger RNA, 6337 nt
Organism: Rhagoletis pomonella (apple maggot)
Lineage: Eukaryota; Metazoa; Arthropoda; Insecta; Diptera; Tephritidae
Gene: Eip75B
Product: ecdysone-induced protein 75B, isoforms C/D
Exons: 5
Coding region: 765-5192 (1475 amino acids)
Biological process (GO): cell differentiation; negative regulation of transcription by RNA polymerase II; positive regulation of transcription by RNA polymerase II
Molecular function (GO): zinc ion binding; nuclear receptor activity; RNA polymerase II cis-regulatory region sequence-specific DNA binding
Source: RefSeq, a predicted model, not a curated record